GUCAAAAUUAAUAAUAAAGUUACUUUGACACAUACACGUUUGAUGGUUUUUUUUGUUAAAUUUAGCAGAACGGAUGAAAUUUUGCUAAACUUCCAAAGUAAACGAUAAACAAACAAAAUGGGAGCAGCACACUCAUCAGAACCCAGGUCCGUAUCUAUGGAUAAUCCAACACCGGCUGGUGUUAUUGAUAUAUCCGAUGAUGUAGUGAACCGUUUAAAGCAAGGCAUUACCAAACAGGCUAAAGAAAAUGCUAAAGCUGAAGCCACCUCACCCAAAAAAGAAGUUCCAUCAAAAGCAGCCCCUGCUCCUGCAGCUGCUCCAGUUAGACAACCUGCAGUUGUUUAUAAAAAUCCUCCACCUGUAGUUUAUGCUGCUCCCGGUGGCCACACAAUCAGCGCCAUUGAUGUUCACCGUCAGAAAGAAAUUGAACUCCAACAAAACGACGCCAUGUGGCGCCAACGUAUGGCACAAUUGGAACAGACUCUUAAAAAGACCAAUGCCAUUAUGGAAACUGAAUAUUCCUCGGCGGUCGAAGAUGUUCGCAAACGUUUUGCCACAGCUUCACCCAUCCAUCAACUGCCACCAUGCCAGGAUCUUAAAGCACAAGUUAUUGCCUGCUAUCGUGCUCAUCCCGGUGAGACUCUUAAAUGUGCAGAGGAAGUAACUGCUUUCCGUAACUGUGUUAAUUUGAAUCGCAUUAAGAAACUAGAUGCUGCCGAAGCACCGGCUGCCGCAAAACCCGCUAAAGCAGCAUAACCAUUUGAAACGAUUCCCUAAACGUUUUACAAAUGUGUAAAGACUCUGCUGCUUUUCAUACUGGGUGUUUCAACGGACUAUAGAUGUCUUUUGGUCAUCUUAUAGUUUAAUAAAAAUUACCUCUUUAAUUUUUACCUAAUUUUGUGGCAGUCUUUAGUUGUUUUCUGUUUAAUUUUAUCAUAAUCCUAAUUUUCUGCUGCAAGUGUAUUUAAAAUGAAAAUGUCGAUAAACAUAAAAGUGAAUGCUGAAAUUUAUGAAAGUGUAACUUGUAAAGUGAAGUUUCAUUAAAAAGGAAACUAAUUUAAAUAUACAUUAUAAUAUUAUGUGUUUAAUUUCG
Calliphora vicina (urban bluebottle blowfly) is the source of this 1093-nucleotide messenger RNA. RefSeq names its product Coiled-coil-helix-coiled-coil-helix domain containing 3 (gene Chchd3). Gene Ontology annotation, cellular component: MICOS complex. Gene Ontology annotation, biological process: inner mitochondrial membrane organization. Lineage: Eukaryota; Metazoa; Arthropoda; Insecta; Diptera; Calliphoridae. The record is from RefSeq and is a predicted model, not a curated record. The transcript is spliced from 3 exons. Bases 118 to 756 code for a protein of 212 amino acids.